AUGGACGAGUAUUCACAAGAUAUUGAAGCGCAUAAAAGGCGCGUAAGUCAGAUGUUGGACUAUAACAGUCAGUUCUGGAAAAGAGUCAAGGAGAAUACGCGCGCCACCAAGACAUUGUUCGAAAUUGAUCAUUCGAUCAAUUACAACAAGAUAAUACCAACAUCCCCUGGUAUUAUCGAAAAUUCAAUAUACACACAUCUACAAGACCAAAAGGCCGACAACCCCAUAAAUCCCAAAAUAAAGCGCAAAAGGGGUAAUCUCCCCAAAGCAACCACUGCUCUACUAAAAGAGUGGCUCUCACAACACAAAAAACAUCCUUAUCCCACCGAGGAUGAGAAGAUGGCUCUUGCGAGGGGAACGCAAUUGAGCUUGCAACAAAUAAGCAAUUGUGAGGUAGACAUGUAUCCCUGUGGCUCAACAGGAGAUAAUAUCCCUAAUCACAUUGCUUUAAAACAACGCACACCCAAGCGUAGAAGAAAAAGCAUUUAUACACAUAGAGAAUUUGUAUUAGAAACUAUUCAGGAUUUUCGAGUUUAUGGAUUAUCUGAACAUUGUCCAAGAUAUCGAACACAAGAUUUAUAUCCGGAAGGAUCUUAUUUAUUGCUAUUACCACAAGAACUGAAUAAAACUUUUACUGAUUAUAUCAUAGAUAUUUGA
Entrophospora candida is the source of this 657-nucleotide messenger RNA. Lineage: Eukaryota; Fungi; Glomeromycota; Glomeromycetes; Entrophosporales; Entrophosporaceae. The record is from the annotation of a GenBank genome assembly.